Fusarium coffeatum is the source of this 471-nucleotide messenger RNA. RefSeq lists its product as uncharacterized. The coding region runs from base 1 to 471 and encodes 156 amino acids. The transcript is spliced from 2 exons. The record is from RefSeq and is a predicted model, not a curated record. NCBI's taxonomy places the organism in Eukaryota, Fungi, Ascomycota, Sordariomycetes, Hypocreales, Nectriaceae.
AUGGGUGAAUACAAAAUACCAAAUGUUCAGCCGAUGGACUUCAAAGCCCGCGGACUAGUGAAGGGUGAUGGCAUCGCGUCAGUACAUUCCGAGGCAGUACAUAAUGCUCCCAAUUACCGGACCAAAGAAAGGUAUCUCAAACGAAAGGAGCAUGGCAUUCAGCGUAACUAUCUCUAUAAUCUGGGACAGUCUACAAAUGGGGCUUGGAAGAUCGCCCAAUUAGGGAUGCAAUUUUCACAACAACAGUCUAUUAAGUCUAUGCCCAACCUCGUCGAUGAUAAGAGAAACAUCGAGCAAUUGGAGGAUAUCAACUACCCCAACCUUGUCCUCUUCACCGAGAUGGAGCCAGGGCAUAAGGAACUUAUGAUGGAGAAGUCCCCCAAAGAGGAGGAGGUCAAGCAAUAUGGGGCCCCGGGCAAGUCAACAUUGCAAGCCAUUGGCACAUUUCUGUACUUUGUCCACCGAAAGUAG